Scutellospora calospora is the source of this 288-nucleotide messenger RNA. NCBI's taxonomy places the organism in Eukaryota, Fungi, Glomeromycota, Glomeromycetes, Diversisporales, Gigasporaceae. The record is from the annotation of a GenBank genome assembly.
AUGUAUGGAUGUGAAAAUGGUGAAUUUUUAGGAGUAAAUGGAACGCCAGAACAUGUUCACAAUGCAUGCGAAAAAAGUUUACAAAGAUUAGGCAUUGAUUGUAUUUAUAUUUAUUAUCAACAUCGUGUUGACCCCAAUGUACCAAUUGAAGAUACUGUUAAAGCAAUGGCUGAACUUGUUAAAAAGGGUAAAGUUAAAUAUCUUGGGCUUUCUGAAUGUUCUGCCAAUACGCUUCGACGUGCUUAUCAAAUACAUCCAAUUGCUGCUGUUCAGUCCAUGGUCUCUUGA